AUGGGAACAGUCGUCAACUUUAAGUGGGAGGAGUUGGCGAGGGAGCAGCAUCACCAAGGUGACCUGCCAUCGGGCGUCAUGGUGAAAUUUGACGAUUGGCGUAUUGCCGGAACAAAGGACGGCUUAUUCGAGCUGAAACCUGUCGAUGUCGUGUACACCGGGAAACAAAAGCAGGAAAUCCAACGGCGGAUGCUUCCUAUUGUUCUUUGCUGGGCCGUGACCGUGCACAAGGUUCAAGGGAUCACCGUUGACCGUGCAGUGGUGUAUUUGGGAGCCGAGGUCUUUGCUCACGGGCAGGCAUAUGUUGCUCUCAGCCGGGUUCGCACACUGGAGGGAGUAGCGAUUGUGGCGCAGGACGAUAACAAAUUAAUGGCUCAACCGUCUGAAAAGUUACUUGUGGAGAUGGCUCGACUUCGUAGUUUGUAG
Molecule: messenger RNA, 426 nt
Organism: Folsomia candida
Lineage: Eukaryota; Metazoa; Arthropoda; Collembola; Entomobryomorpha; Isotomidae
Product: ATP-dependent DNA helicase PIF1
Exons: 1
Coding region: 1-426 (141 amino acids)
Source: RefSeq, a predicted model, not a curated record